AUGUUGGCAUAUGGUGUACCGGCAGAUGCUACCGACGAGUACAUCAAAAUAGGAGAAUCUACUGCUUUGGAAAGUUUGAAACGAUUUUGCCAUGUUGUUGUCGAGGUCUUUGGAACCCACUAUCUUCGAUCACCUAAUGAUGAUGAUGUUGCAAGGUUACUACACAUUGGUGAAAGUCGAGGUUUUCCAGGAAUGUUGGGUAGUUUAGAUUGUAUGCAUUGGAAAUGGAAAAAUUGUCCUGCGGCUUGGGGAGGACAAUACGCUGGUUGUAGUGGAUCUCUGACUAUUAUUGUAGAAGUUGUAGCUGACUAUGAUCUUUGGAUAUGGCAUGCAUAUUUUGGUCUACCUGGAUCUAACAAUGAUAUUAAUGUGUUGGAGGCGUCCCAUCUUUCUGUUGAUCUUGCUGUGGGUAUUUCUCCACCCGCUAAUUAUGUCAUUAAAGGGAAAGAGUAUAAUAUGGGUUAUUAUUUAGCCGACGGUAUAUAUCUAAAAUGGUCUACUAUUGUUCAAACCAUUCGUGAGCCACUUGGCCCGAAGAAACAAUUAUUUUCUCGAAAACAAGAAGCAUGUGGAAAAGAUGUAGAACGUGCGUUUGGAGUAUUGCAAUCAAGAUUUUCCAUUGUGGCAGGAUCAUCGCGUCUAUGGAAUAAGAGGAUAUUACAUGAUAUAAUGACUUCAUGUAUUAUUAUGCAUAAUAUGAUAAUAGAAGAUGAACGCGACUUUAAUGCACCCAUUGAAGAACGGCUCGAAGUGCCAAAUCCAGAAGUUGAGAUGGUGGGUAAUGACGAUGCUCGAUUUCAAGAAUUUCUAGCUCGACAUAGAAAAAUCAAAGAUAAGGAUACUCACAUUGCACUUCGAAAUGCGUUAAUUGAACACUUGUGGGAUGAAUAUAGUAUCAGAAAAUUAGUUUAA
Humulus lupulus (European hop) is the source of this 912-nucleotide messenger RNA. RefSeq lists its product as uncharacterized. NCBI's taxonomy places the organism in Eukaryota, Viridiplantae, Streptophyta, Magnoliopsida, Rosales, Cannabaceae. The transcript has a single exon. The coding region runs from base 1 to 912 and encodes 303 amino acids. The record is from RefSeq and is a predicted model, not a curated record.